AUGAACAGAACCGCCCACCGUCUCCGCUGCCGAGCCGGUCGGCUCAGGGCGACGCCGCAGCACAGGAUUCCGUCAGCCCGAGCCUUCUUCUCAUCAGAGGCUACCGGCAACGGCCCACCGGAUGGCAGCAGCAGCAGCUCUCUGUCCAAGCGUCCGUCGUCGGCCCCCAAACCGAUCCUGGACAUCAAGAAGAUCCGGCAGAACCCGGAACUGUACGAAAAGACGUGCAUCGACCGCAACUACGCGCGGCAGGCGGGCCACGCCAAGCGCAUCGUCGAUCUCCACGCGGAGUGGCAGGACCUGACGCGCAGCGGGCGGGCGAUCCGCGAGCGGUCUAAUCUUCUGCGCCGGCAGCUGUCCAACCCGAUGACCAGCUCAGAUGAUGACGUCCAGGACGAGGUGCGGCGCAUGACGCGCGAGGAGAUCCAGGCCGAGGCGCGGCGGCUCAAGCAGGAGCUGUCGGGCAUGACGGACCAGGAGUCGCGCGUGCUAGCGGCCAUGGAGGAGCUAGCUCUGGAUAUGCCCAACCUGACGAGCGAGGAGACGCCGCCGGGCGACGAGGCCGUCCUGCUCAGCUACAUCAACCAGGUGCCGGCUCCGGCUGCGGCCGAGGCGGACGGGGAGGGGGCGACGAAGACGAAGACGAAGCCGCUGUCACACGUGCAGAUAGGGAUGGACCUGGGGAUCCUGGACUUCGCGGCCGCGGCCACGGCCUCCGGCUGGGGAUGGUACUACCUCGUGGGAGAGGCGGCCCAGCUGGAGCAGGCGCUCAUCCAGUACGCCCUGGCGGCGGUGACGCGGCACGGCUGGACGCAGGUGUCACCGCCGAGCAUGGUGUACAGCCACAUCGGUUCGGCAUGCGGGUUCCAGCCGCGCGACCAGAGCGGCGAACAGCAGGUGUACACGGUGGCGCAGACGCGGCACGACGCCGAGCGCGGGGCGCCCGAGAUGUGCCUGACGGGCACGUCGGAGAUCUCGCUGGCGGGCAUGAAGGCGGCGUCGACGCUGCGGGCCGACGACCUGCCGAUGCGGCGCGUGGCCGUGUCUCGGUGCUACCGCGCCGAGGCGGGGGCCCGCGGCGCCGACACCAAGGGUCUGUACCGCGUGCACGAGUUCUCCAAGGUCGAGAUGUUUGCGUGGACCCCGCCGGACCAGGACGCGGCCGACGACGUGUUCGACGAGAUCCUCGACAUCCAGACCGAGAUCCUGUCGUCGCUGGGGCUCCCCGCGCGCAUCCUGGAAAUGCCAGCCCACGAUCUCGGCGCCUCGGCCACCCGCAAGGUCGACAUGGAAGCCUGGUUCCCCGGCCGCGCCGUCCGCCGCGGCAGCAGCCCCGAGUCCCAACAGGAGGACGGCUGGGGCGAGGUCUCGUCCGCCAGCCUGUGCACCGACUACCAGACUCGCAGGCUCAACACGCGCAUGCGCCUGCCCGGCGACAAGCUCACCUUCCCCUGGACGGCCAACGGGACGGCCCUGGCCGCCCCGCGCAUCAUCGCUGCCCUCCUGGAGAACGGGUACGACGACGACACCAAGACGGUGCGUAUCCCCGAGUGUCUGCGACCAUGGAUGGAUGGAAAGGACAAGAUCGGUCUCGGACGUCAGCCGAUAAUACCCGCUCACCUUCUUGAGGGCGCCGGCCCAACCGAGAUCUCUGCGUCUCCAGGCCCUGACGAGCGGCUCACCCCCGACCAUCUGCAGUCUCCUGACGACCAGCCUGUCCGCGCCGGCCUCGGCCUCCUUGUUCCCGUCCUCGCCAUCGUGGGACUCGACCUCGCUCUCCUCGAGCACGGCAUCGACCGCCACCUCGAUCCACACCGGCAGCGUCCUCACCUGAUCGAGGUAGAUGACGAUGACGGCGCCCACGCUCCCCAGCAGGCUGGCCAGCCAGAAGACCCAGAACCUGCCCCCCCCGGGGCCGUACUGCCCGCCUAUGGACACCACGCCCGACACCACCGUGACGGGGAGCAGCACGCCACCCAGGUACGACAGGCGGUCCAGGCUGCGUCUGUCGGCGGCGCUGCGACCCUUGUCCCUCUCCUCGUCUCUGCCUUCCUGCCCCCUGCCGGCCUCCUGCCGGGUCGACGUGUGCGCGGCCCGCCGCAGGACCAGAUGACGAUGCACACGCUCCACCAGGGCGGUCCACACGUCCACGCGGCGGCGGCGGCGGCGGCGGCGGCCUCGGGCGCGAACCGUGACGAGUCCUGGUUGCGCUCCAGGGAUGACAGGACUGCCCGCAGCGUAGGCUCGUGCGGCGGCGCGCUGAGGAGCCUGCCUAGGAACCCUAUCCACCGUCUGUAUGCUAUCUCGCCCGGUGCCUUGCCGUCGAGCAGCUCGCCCUCCAUGUCCGUGCCGCCGCCGCCGUCGUCUUCGUCGCCGUUGUCUUCGUCGCCGUGGCCGACGAGCAGGAUUUCUGGAGUGCCCGUCCAGAGCGACAUGCGCCGGAACCGCGCACCCCCGCGGCUCGUCGCCACGGGGUACUCCCACGCCACCCCCGGCCCCCCACCGGUGCUGACCCACGGUGCGUUCCGGGCGUGCGCGUCCAGGAAGGCGGCGUCCACCCCUCCCUCGCGGACGAGGGCAUCCGCCACCCGUUGCCGCAGCGGCCACUCGUCCACCACGAUGAGGCUGCCGUCCCCGGCGGGCCGCGGCAGCCUGGCGAUGCGCCCGUCGCCGCUCCUCGAGGCCAGCAGUCGGCGUCGCAGAUCCUGCGUGUCGACGAGCCCGCUCCUCCUCGUCCUCGUCCUCCCCCUUUUCCCGGUGUGCCCCUCGCCGUCCCGUUCGAUGCAGUACCCCGGCGACGAGUCGCGGUCUGCCGCGUCGUCUUCCGUCUCCGAGACGCGGUACCACGUUCUGUAG
Geosmithia morbida is the source of this 2856-nucleotide messenger RNA. Its product is annotated as seryl-tRNA synthetase. Gene Ontology annotation, cellular component: mitochondrion. The record is from RefSeq and is a predicted model, not a curated record. Gene Ontology annotation, biological process: mitochondrial seryl-tRNA aminoacylation. Gene Ontology annotation, molecular function: tRNA binding; ATP binding; serine-tRNA ligase activity. NCBI's taxonomy places the organism in Eukaryota, Fungi, Ascomycota, Sordariomycetes, Hypocreales, Bionectriaceae.